Molecule: messenger RNA, 1650 nt
Organism: Rangifer tarandus platyrhynchus (Svalbard reindeer)
Lineage: Eukaryota; Metazoa; Chordata; Mammalia; Artiodactyla; Cervidae
Source: the annotation of a GenBank genome assembly
AUGCAGCCCACGGUCUCAGGCGUCGCGGCCCGCAGGCUGGAGAAGACAGACUCAGUCGUUGUGGAGGACGAGCUGCGUCGCUCCAAGACGCGUGCGAUCUUCCCGGACCGGGGAGCGAACCUGCAACUCCAGUGCCGUCGGGCGGGGUCUUUACUAGACCCACCCCCAGGGAAGCCCUCCGCGCAGGUGGUGGCCCCAGCGAGAAGCGAGUCUGAAUUUGCAGCGGCAGCUAAUGCAGGAGCCGGAAGCCACACGCGGCAAGCCCUCCUGAGACUCUCCGGGAGCGCUUCCGGCUUCGACCCUUAUGAGCGGGGUGUGCCUUCGGGGCCAAAGGGGAGGUGUCGGAGCGCCUCGGAUUGGCCGUGGGGCUUCCGUGGAAACACGGCUCCCCCUGCUGGUGCGGCGCUCAUCCGCGUGAACGAAACGGAAGGAACGGCAACCAGCCCGUCCAAGGGCAGCUUCGCUCGCUUCUCGGGGCCGGGAAAGGGCACAAACAUACCCGAUCACAUCGGCCAGGCUGCAGACACGGCUGCGUCCGCAAGAGCCCGGCCCCGCGCGGACCCCUCCCCGCGCCCCGCGCCACCCCGGGACCUCUGCGCGCCCCACAUGGAGGCGCGCGCGCUGGCCGAGGCGGACGCCGCCGGCCCCAGAGAAAGACCCGCGGAGCCCACCGCGGACGCUCCCGAGCCCGAGCCGCUCACCUACCGGCCGGAAGAUUUCCACAUGCGGGCCACCGUGGGGACAGGGACGUUCGGGCGUGUGCAGCUAGUCCAGGAGAAGACGAGCAAGCAUUUCUUCGCUCUGAAGGUGAUGACCAUCCCCGACAUCAUCCGCCUGAAGCAGGAGCAGCACGUCCACAACGAGAAGUCGGUGCUCAAGGAAGUCAACCACCCGUUCCUGGUCAAACUGUUCUGGACGGGCCAUGACGACCGCUUCCUGUACAUGCUGAUGGAGUUCGUGCCGGGCGGCGAGCUCUUCAGCUACCUGCGGACCCGCGGCCGCUUCACCAGCAACACCGGGCUGUUCUACGCGGCCGAGAUCGUCUGCGCCAUCGAGUACCUGCACGCCCGGGACAUCGUCUACAGGGACCUGAAGCCGGAGAACAUCCUGCUAGACAGGGACGGCCACGUCAAGCUCACCGACUUCGGGUUCGCCAAGAAGCUGGUGGACAAGACGUGGACCCUCUGCGGGACCCCCGAGUACCUGGCCCCCGAGGUCAUUCAGAGCAAGGGCCACGGCCGAGCGGUGGACUGGUGGGCGCUCGGCAUCCUGAUAUUCGAGAUGCUCUCGGGGUUUCCUCCGUUUUUCGAUGACAACGCCUUUGGCAUUUAUCAGAAGAUUCUCGCUGGCAAGAUAGACUUCCCCAGACAUUUGGAGUUCACUGUCAAAGACCUCAUCAGGAAACUGCUUGUUACCGACAGAACAAGGAGACUGGGGAACAUGAAGAAUGGAGCCGAGGAUGUCAAACAGCAUCGGUGGUUCCGGCUCGUGGACUGGGGCGCGGUCCCCGAAAGGAAGCUGAAGCCCCCCAUUGUCCCCAAGCUGUGCGGUGAAGACGACACCUCCAACUUCGAAGCGUAUCCUGAGAACGACUGGGCUUCUGCCCCGCCGGUGUCACAGAAGGAGCUGGAUGUCUUCAAGAAUUUCUGA